Molecule: messenger RNA, 771 nt
Organism: Miscanthus lutarioriparius
Lineage: Eukaryota; Viridiplantae; Streptophyta; Magnoliopsida; Poales; Poaceae
Source: the annotation of a GenBank genome assembly
AUGGUCGGCGCCAUCGGCACGCUCGUCGUCGACACCGUCGCCACGGGCUACUUCACCCGCGUCCACUUCAAGAACAGCGCCGGCGCCGGCGCCGAGGCCGUGAGCGGCGCCGCCGUUGGGGACGAGGAGAAGCAGCAGGCGGCCGUGGCGUCGGCGGCGCCGCACGUCGACCACGACCACGACCACGACGGGCAUGUGCACAUGCACACGCACGCGACGCACGGCCACGCGCACGGCUCCUCGGCGAUCGUCGCCGCCGUCGGCGGCGCCGAGGGCGACAAGGAGCACGCGCUGCGCCACCGGGUCAUCGCGCAGGUUCUUGAGCUUGGCAUUGUGGUUCACUCAGUGAUCAUCGGCAUCUCCCUUGGCGCGUCCGAAGACCCGAGCACCAUCAAGCCUCUGGUGGUCGCCUUGAGCUUCCACCAAAUGUUCGAGGGCAUGGGUCUUGGCGGCUGCAUCGUUCAGGCCAAGUUCAAACUGCGGUCGAUCGUGACCAUGGUCCUCUUCUUCUGCCUGACGACGCCGGUGGGCAUCCUGGUCGGCAUCGGGAUCUCGUCCGUGUACAACGAGGACAGCCCCAAGGCGCUGAUCGUGGAGGGGAUCCUCAACUCGGUGGCGGCGGGGAUCCUCAUCUACAUGGCGCUCGUCGACCUCCUCGCCGAGGACUUCAUGAACCCCAAGGUGCAGAGCAGGGGGAAGCUGCAGCUCGGCAUCAACGUCUCCAUGCUCGUCGGCGCCGGACUCAUGUCCAUGCUAGCCAAAUGGGCCUGA